Drosophila ficusphila is the source of this 2006-nucleotide messenger RNA. Its product is annotated as probable ATP-dependent RNA helicase DDX55 homolog. The transcript has a single exon. The coding region runs from base 64 to 1893 and encodes 609 amino acids. Gene Ontology annotation, cellular component: nucleolus. NCBI's taxonomy places the organism in Eukaryota, Metazoa, Arthropoda, Insecta, Diptera, Drosophilidae. Gene Ontology annotation, molecular function: RNA helicase activity; ATP binding; nucleic acid binding. The record is from RefSeq and is a predicted model, not a curated record.
AGAGUCACAAAUGAAACGGUCACACUAGCGCGCACAUGUUUUUGUUGACAAACUGAACUUGAAAUGUCUCGAAAAAAGUGGACUUCGCUAGAUAAACCUCCGCUCUCGGAGCCAGUGCUCCAGGUGGUGCAGAGCUUCGGCUUCAAGGAGAUGACGCCUGUCCAGACGGCGGCCAUUCCGCUGCUCCUAGCCCGAAAGGAUGUCUCCGCGGAGGCGGUCACUGGUAGUGGGAAAACGCUGGCGUUCCUCGUGCCUCUGCUGGAAAUCCUGCAAAGACGCCACCGAGAGACCCCCUGGGGCCCUAAGGAGAUCGGUGCUCUUAUCAUCUCGCCCACCAGAGAACUUGCCCGCCAAAUAUCCGAGGUGUUAGCACAGUUCCUGGAGCACGAAGACUUGGAGCAUCUGAAUCAACAGUUGAUUGUCGGCGGCAACAGCAUCGAGGAGGACAUAGCCACGCUGCGCAAGGAGACGCCCUGUAUUCUAGUGUGUACGCCUGGUAGACUGGAGGAUCUCUUUCAGCGCAAAGGAGAGGAUCUAAAUCUGGCUGCCCGGGUCAAGAGCCUAGAGUUUCUUGUCCUUGACGAAGCCGAUCGCUUGCUGGACUUGGGCUUUAAAACUAGUGUAAAUAAUAUACUGGGAUACCUGCCCAGGCAGCGGCGAACUGGACUUUUCUCUGCCACCCAAACCACCGAGGUUACGGACCUAAUCCGUGCGGGACUACGAAAUCCUGUGCUGGUAUCGGUGAAAGAAAAGGCCUCCGUGAAUACGCCCGCCCGCCUGCAGAAUUUCUACAAGAUUGUCGAGCCGGAACGAAAGUUUGUGGCUCUGCUGGAGUUUCUCAGUUCGCCGACCACACGUUCGGGAAAGGUAAUGGUCUUCUUUCCCACUUGCGCCUGCGUGGAGUACUGGGCAGAAGCCUUGCCGCCUCUUUUGCCCAAACGCACUGUGCUGGGAAUCCAUGGAAAGAUGAAAAACAAGCGGGCCAAUGUGGUGGAGAAGUUUCGUAACGAACCGCAAGCUGUACUUCUUUGCACAGAUGUCCUGGCACGUGGCUUAGAUGUCCCCGAGAUUGAGUGGGUGGUGCAAUGGGAUCCGCCCUCGACUGCAUCCAGCUUUGUGCACCGCGUGGGACGAACUGCUCGACAAGGAAACGAGGGCAACGCCCUGGUCUUCCUUCUGCCCAGCGAAGAUGCCUAUGUACACUUUCUGAAGAUCAACCAGAAGGUUGAGCUAAAUGAACUGCCCGCCGAGGACGAGGAAGCGGAAAAGAAGGUGCUGUCAGAAGUUUUAGACAAACUGCAUCGGCUGCAGGUGGCAGAUAAAGGCGUCUACGAUAAAGGCAUGCGCGCUUUUGUUUCCCAUGUGAGGGCAUACACCAAACACGAAUGCAGUGCAAUUCUUCGGCUCAAAGAUCUGGAUCUAGGGAAGAUGGCCACUGCAUACGGUCUUUUGCAACUGCCUCGCAUGCCGGAGCUGAAGAACUACAAGGAAGGCGGCUAUGUGGCGCCCGCAUUCGAGGUCGAUCUCACCAAGCUCACCUACAAGAACGCUCAAAAGGAGCAGGUCCGUCAGCAGAAAAUGCAAACGUACGAGCAAACAGGCAACUGGCCGGGCCAAAAACAGCAUAAGAAGCGCGUCGAGUCCUGGGAUCAGACCAAAAAGGCCAAGCUGGAUGCCAAGUCCAAAAAGGAGUUGCGAAAGGCCAAGAAACAGCGAAAGAAAGCGGCGGAGGCUGAAGCCGGAUCGGGGAAGGGAAAGAAGAGGCAGCAGUUCAGCCAGGAGGAUCUAGAUGAGCUGGCUAGCGACAUUCGACUCUUCAAGCGGCUUAAAAAGAACAAGAUCAGCGAGGAACAAUUCGACAAAGCGAUGGGCAUCGAGGACGACAAUGAGUGACCUUAGUUUGGUAUACAUUUGUAUGUAUGUACAACAAAAAGAAGAUAGUUGUAUUUUAAAACUUCUUAUUAAAAUAUCGGUUUAAUUAGUUAUAUAAAUACAAAAAUAUAUUC